AACAGCCUAUGUCAUCUCUCCGUAUAUAGAGACUCUGGACAAGCACACAACCAGUACAGCAAGGCAACACUGAGUGUAACCAUGCUGCCUGUGUUUCUGCUUGUAGCCUCGCUGGUCAUCGAGACUGGCUUGAGUGAAAGUCGUUGCUUGGGAUAUGAUGUCUUGUGUACCACUGCGGAUUACCAGUUCCGCCGUUACAACGAAUCGGUCUUGCUUGGAACCAAUGUAAGCAAGAACACCGAAAAUCCAAAGGACCUUGCGAUGAUGUACCGCUUUAUGAGGGGGGACAACUCAGAAGGGAUGAAUAUCCAAUACAAUGGACAAUUUCUCAUAUCAUUGAGCUGGCAUAGAGUGCUUGCAAUCUACAUGAUGCUUCCCGAAGAGCUCUGGGACAAUCCUCCAACACCAACCAACCCACGACUGUUUAUAAUUCGUUUCCCGAUGAUGGAUGUGUUCGCCAGGAAUAUCCAUUGGAAGGUCUUGACCGACGCAAGUGAUUUCAACCGCACGCUCACUGAGCAGAAUGCCCAUGUCAACAAUUCUACCUUCUUCGUGCAUUCCUGCAAGGGGUCUUCAUUGGUGGGCUCAAGAUUCACCUACGGCAUGGGCACAAGGAGUUUCCUGCAGUUAACGGCAGGUCAGGAGUUAUGGUUCGUUGCCACUGGCAGAUUCGACUGCCCGACCCCUUGAGGCCAACAAGGACGUUUUGCAUCCUCCGCUUGCUUCCUGUUAAACAUUGCUUUCUACAUUCCUUCCACUGUUAAUUCACUCCCAACACCAGCACUCGGUAAUCACAGCACUGGCCUGUUCACCCGGCAUGACAUCAACUUCCCUUGGGCAAACUGUGUGGGGCCAUGAUACACUCUCACAGUGUCAGCAGUGCGGCUGGAUUGGGGCAUCCAUUUCUGGGAUGUCGACAACCGUGGUCCUUCGUCUGCCACAGGAAUAUCAGAAUCUUGUUAAGGAAUAUGGCCCAGAUAAAGCAUUAACCGUGUCGGCCAGGGGCGCCAUGUCACCGUUACCAGACAGAUGUAACCGUCCAUAGGAUCACUUUCAUUUCGGCUGUAACAGUGAGAUUCGGAACCCGUCAAAAACCACGGGGACACCCAAAUUGACGCCUGGGGGACGGGUGGAUAUCUGUGUCUUCUUUGUAAGUGCAGGGCUGAAGGCGUGAAGACCGGGGCCAUUUCUGUAUGAACGUACAUUCGUCUGCUCUACAGCGCUGUACAUACUGGGCAGAAAAGCAAGCUGAAGUUUGAUAUGAUCCACGUCCUGUGUCGAUGUAUUUGUAAUGACUCUCCUGUGUCCUGAUGAUUGCAAGGGUUCUCAUGUUCCAUUGGUCACGGCGUUUGGCCGCUCCUUCUCGAGGUUCCAUACAGACCACACUGCCUUUCUGAUAUCUGUCCCGCGGUCGUAUAGCCAUUUCCAAACUUAGUUGCGUGCCUGAGUAAAACUGUCGCUGUUUGCAUUAA
Molecule: messenger RNA, 1472 nt
Organism: Mobula hypostoma (lesser devil ray)
Lineage: Eukaryota; Metazoa; Chordata; Chondrichthyes; Myliobatiformes; Myliobatidae
Exons: 9
Coding region: 82-690 (202 amino acids)
Source: RefSeq, a predicted model, not a curated record